Molecule: messenger RNA, 825 nt
Organism: Talaromyces proteolyticus
Lineage: Eukaryota; Fungi; Ascomycota; Eurotiomycetes; Eurotiales; Trichocomaceae
Exons: 2
Source: RefSeq, a predicted model, not a curated record
GAACUUGAAGCUUCGACCUGCACCUUUGCAGAACUCGUGUCAGCGCUCCAGGUGUCUGGUAGAGUUAUUGUUCGUAACAUCCUAACUCCCGAAGAGAUUCGGCAAGUCGAGUCCGAUGUUCGACCAUGGCUAGACCAGAACAGACUCUGGGAUGGAGACCUUUUCCCGCCAGAGACAAGAAGGGCUUUUGGCUUGGUGAGAAAGUCUAAGACCCUUUGCAUUACGGAUAGUCGGCCAUGUGAAAAGAAUGAGGCGAGCAGUUCCAAACCCCAGCAGAACAACACCGUCGUGUUCAGCACUGGGAUUGGUGCGCACGAUCAGAAUCUCCAUAGGUCUGCCCACACGUCCGCAGCUGCUGCGAGACACGAACUGGGCCGCCACGCUGGUAUCGGCUUCAUCGUUUCAGGAAAGAAGACUGCUAGACAGAAUAAUUCCACACGCUUCAUUCCAGGGUCUCACCUUUGGGAUUACACCGACCGACCUGCCAGCGAGGAUAAAACACUCUUCGCAGAACUGAACCCCGGGGAUGGAUUCAUCAUUCUGUCGGGCUUUUUCCAUGGAGGAAGCGCAAACAAGAAGGUAAAUGAAGAGAUACUGCUCCCCGCAUGCUUUUACACUGGAAGUUGGAUGAGACACGAAGAGAACCAAUACUUGGCCAAUGACUGGGAACAGAUCCUUAAGCUUCCCAGAUGGUUGCAAGAGCGUAUUGGCCGGAGUCUCUCGGACCCCAUUUUGGAAUGGGUUAAUAUUACAGUCCUAUGUUGCCUUCGCAUCCUGAGGAGGCUAAUAAUGAAGAUUUGUUUCAAGACUAGAGGAUCCAAAUGA